AUGGAGAAGACUAAGAGGGAGGUUAACGGUCAUCAAAGGCAGACACCUUGGGUUGGUGGGCCUAUGGUAUCUAAGGGCAGCUCGGGUUUUAGAAGCACUCUGAAGUGUAAUCGGUGUGGAAGAGAAGGUCAUUAUGAGAGAGAUUGUCGUUUGGGCAGAAGAGCUGGGAGUCAACCACAGAAUGCAGGAAGGUUUCAGCCAAGAGGUAGAGGUGGUGAUGGAAGAGCUCAGGCUGCUGGCCGAGUAUAUGCUAUGAUGGGAGCGAAAGCAGCAAGUUCAGGUAACCUUAUUACCAGUUCUUGCUUGUUCUAUGGAUUUCCUUGUUGUGUGCUUUUUGAUUCGGGGGCAACAUAUUCCUUUAUCUCAAAGGCAUGUGUUGAAAAGUGGGGAUUGUCUGAGAGUGAGUUGCAGUUUGAUCUGGUGGUGUCAACCCCAGCAUCUGGUGUGGUUUGGACAUCUACUAUGUGUGUUAGAUGUCCAAUUGAGGUUGAAGGUCGCCAGUUUAAAGUAAACCUUAUUUGCUUACCUCUUCAAGGUUUAGAGGUAAUUUUAGGAAUGGAUUGGGUGGCUGCCAAUCACAUUCUUAUGGAUUGUGGUAAGAAGAAGUUAGUCUUUACUAGUGAAGAAGAGAAGAUGUCUUUGACUGUCGGUUUGUUGAGGCAAGAUAUAAUCAAAGGUGCUAGUUGUUUCUUGGUGCUAUCUCAUUUGGAAGUAGGUCAGGAUAAGCAGAAUUUAGACCGAUUGGUGUAA
Vigna angularis (adzuki bean) is the source of this 750-nucleotide messenger RNA. RefSeq lists its product as uncharacterized. The transcript is spliced from 2 exons. Lineage: Eukaryota; Viridiplantae; Streptophyta; Magnoliopsida; Fabales; Fabaceae. The record is from RefSeq and is a predicted model, not a curated record. Gene Ontology annotation, molecular function: nucleic acid binding; zinc ion binding. Bases 1 to 750 code for a protein of 249 amino acids.